Apus apus (common swift) is the source of this 2104-nucleotide messenger RNA. RefSeq names its product MAP3K7 C-terminal like (gene MAP3K7CL). The record is from RefSeq and is a predicted model, not a curated record. NCBI's taxonomy places the organism in Eukaryota, Metazoa, Chordata, Aves, Apodiformes, Apodidae. The coding region runs from base 621 to 1106 and encodes 161 amino acids. Gene Ontology annotation, cellular component: cytosol; nucleus. The transcript has 7 exons.
UGGGUCAUGCUGAAAACAUUCCUGUCCUAUGAAGCAAGUCUGUUUGUAUUUUAGGUUUGCCAGGACUAAUGAAUUAAAAAUCUUGGGCUCGCCACAAUUUGCUGCUUGAUAAUGCCUGUGACAGAAGGAUUUUUUCCUCCCUGAAGCGUGACAGCAUCAGAAUCUCUCGUCCCUAGCAAGGAGAGGAAGGGAAAACAGAAUUGUGGAGAAAAGUGGAAAAGGGUGAUCUUUUGGGACAGCAAAGCCUAUGGGAAGUGCAGGUAGCAGCAUGUUGCCCUGACAGCUGUCUCAGCUUCUCAGACCUUGUCAGUUUGUUGCUAUGCAGCAGGUGCAGCUUUUUCUUUUAUUGAAGCUUUACUCCAUAGAGGCAACGACAAGCCAAGGCAGUGGCUGGCCCUGGAUUAUACAAGUGCAGACGCUCCACUAAGUGAGGGUUUCAUCUCAGUAAAACAACUUUUGGGAGUUGGCGGUCUCAGAAGAAAGACUGAGGACUGAAUAAGGUCCCAAUCCAGGAGGCAAACCCAUGCAGACAGACCCCCACACCUGCACAGAGUUCCACUGAAGAAUCACCACCAAGAACCAGGCAGCAUUGCCACGAGUCAAGGCUUGCUGAAGGGGAAAUGGCGGGGAGCAAGCAGCUGGAACAAACAAGUAAAAGCAUUGACUCAAGUGCCCACAUGAUCACCACCGCCAGGGUACCUGCUGAUAAGCCAGUACGAAUUGCCUUCAGCCUGAAUGACUCCCCAGAUGAUGCUUCCUCUGAAAACUCCUUCCCUUUGGCAUUUCCAGAACUAGAUCAGCAGCUUCAGCCACUGCCUCCUUGUCAUGACUCUAAGGAAUCUAUGCAGGUGUAUAAGCAACACUGCAAAAUAGCAGAAGAGUACCAUGAGGUCAAGAAAGAAAUUGCUCUGCUGGAAGAAAGAAAAAAGGAGCUGAUUGCCAGGCUGGAACAAGUGGAAAAAGAAAGCAUGGAUGCUGCUCAGCUGGCUAAAGAGUAUGCAGAACUGACAGAGGAGAACCGAACACUGAAGCUGGCCCAGACGCAGUGUGUAGAGCAACUGGAAAAGCUCAGAAUACAGUACCAAAAAAGACAGGGGUCCUCAUAACUCUCAACUAGCUUAUGUGAGGUAGUUAAUACAGGAUUGGUCCUGUGCUGGAAAGAUAUUUUAAAAUAAAGGUCUGUUUAAUAUGUUACAAUACUUUACUACAGAUACAGAGUAUGCAGAAGUCUAUAUUUGAUUUAAUGCUUGCCAGCCAGUAGCUUAAUAUAAUGGAUAUUUCAUCCAUUAUAUAAUGGAUAUUUUAUUUCAAGUAACAUAAUUGAAGUUAACCUAUCCCCAUUAUAUGUUCUAGUAGAUCAUGUUUCUUUUCUAAACAUAUUUCUUCCAAUUUAAGAAGAUAUGGACACACUAGAAAAUGAUAUAAAUAGUCUCUGUGUUGGGAAUUUGGACCAUACUAAGGCAUAGAGCAGGGACAAUGGUAAUAUAUGGAAUACAUUUAUGUUAAUUUUAGUUUGGUUGAAGAUUUUUCUAAUAAUUUUCCUCAUGCCUAAAGUGUUUGGAAGUUAUCUUAAGAUGGAUCUCCUCAGGGGUAAAAGCUAUACUUUAUUAUCCCAUGUCAACUUUUUAUUGCUGUAUAAAAUCUGAAAAAUAGCACAUUGAAAACUGAAGUGAUGUAGUUAUUUUUUAAUCAAACGAGUGUACUGCCAGUAAUAAUUUGCAAGUUAUGAAAUUAAAAGGAAACAGAUGAGAUGAAACUUUCCUUCCUUAAGCAUAAAGAUAGCUUGAGAGUAUUUUAAUUGUACUUUUUGGCAUGCAAGAAAUGAAAAAUUAAUACAUGAAACUACCAUCAUAGUUUCAACUGAGAAUAUGUCAGUAAAAGUACUGUGAGGAUAUUUUGUUCUUACUUUCUGGUCUGUAUGAAACAUAAGUGGCUGUAAGUACGGACAUGAGUUAUGUGAUAUAUGAAUAACCUGGAAGUAAAAUGUUAGUUGUACUUGCUCUAUUUAUCCCUGUAUUUUCCUAGAUCAACUGAAAAUUCUUUGUUAUACUUCCAUUUCUAUUCAUACAGUAUUUUUUUCAUUAAAAGUGGAUAUCAAAAAAAA